CUGCCUACCAUAUACACGAUAUAUGCUCACCUCCUACCUCGCUGCCGCCGCAGCCGCCGCGCCGGACGGCGGCCCGCGGCCCAACUUCAUGAUCAUCCUCGCCGACGACUUGGGUUUCGACUUGGCCGCUGCGUACGGCCACCCGCUCUCCGUCACGCCACACCUGGACCGGCUCGCUCGCUCCUCUUUCGUGUCCACCGGCCACCACGCCGGCGGCGCCACCUGCGCUCCCUCGCGCGCGGCGCUGAUGACCGGCCGCAACACUAUGGCCUUUCCCAACGAGCGCAACAACGGGAUCGGCGAGCUACCAACAGUGACGGACCUCCUCAAGCAUCAAGGCUACGAGACGGGCCAUUUCGGGAAGUGGCAUCUCGAGAAGGCGGCGGCGGUCGGGGCGUACGGGAUGCAGACGGUGGGCGGGGCUGGCAGCCGGCGGAGGCGGAAGGGGCACAGGCAGGAGCUCUCCCUCGCGAACCUCACCGCGGCGGAGCGGGCGCGGCUCAAGGAGCAGGCGGACGAGGCGGAGCAGGAGGCGAGGCGCAAGGAGGAGGAGGCUCCGGCGCCGACGCCGCUGUGCGCACGCGCCGCGGCGGCCGAUCGGGGCGCCGACCGAGCCAGGCUCUGGCCGGCGAUGUUCCAGGCCGCGCUGCUCUGCCCGCCCGCGUCGGCCGAGGCACGGAGGCGGCACGCGGAGGCGGUCGAGGCGGCGGAGGCGGCGGACGCGCGGGACGGCAAGGAGCUCAAGGCGGCGGCCAAGGCCGCAAAGGCGGCCAAGGCGGCGGGGAACCGCUCGCGGGAAAAGGUGCACUACACCCUCGGCGCUACACCCUCGACCAAGACUACACCCUCCUUUUGCUCGAGGGCUCCCACCUCCAAGAGGUCGCCUCGAGACUCGGACGUCGUCGGCGCCGCCGUGGCGUGGCUGCGCGCGCGCGCCGGCUCGCGCCCCUUCUACGCCAACGUCUGGCUCCACGCGCCGCAUGCGCCGGUGAGUCUCGUCGAGGCGGUCGGGCGGCCGCUCUGCGAAAUGCUCGGCGGGACAGCGGCCAGCGUGCUCGGCGCGACGCCCUUCGGCCACUUGCUCGCGCCGCGGGCGGUGGAUUGGUCGGCGUUCGGAAGGCCGAUGGGCGUCAAGCUGGCGGCGGCGCGGCGUGCGGCUGCCGAGGGCGGGCACCCGAUCCCGGAGGGCGGGCUCGAGCAGGCGCUCGCCGAGUACCUGGCGACGGUCUGGGUGGUCGACUUUCAGAUUGGCAACCUGCUCUCCGUUCUCGACGACGAGCUCGGCCUCGGCGCGCAAACCUUCGUCGUCGUCUCGGCUGACCACGGGCCGGAGCGGCCGUGGCCGUUUGGAGUCACCGACGCAGAGCUGAACAACAUGGGCCUCGCCGCCGCCGGCGCGAGCGGCGACAAGCACACCAUCCUCGAGGGCGGGCUCCUCGGGAACCUCGUCGUCCACGCCGCCGCCUACAAGCUCUGGGCGAUCGCCGCGGCGACCGCGUCGCCGGUCGCGGGGAGGCCGGGUAGGGCCGCGAGCCGGUCCAAGAGCCAUCGCCUCAAGCAGCGACUCACGGUGACGCACGGCGGGGCGCAGAUGCACUGGCUGCUCUUCAACCUGAGCGCCGACGCCGCCGAGGCGCGAACGGCCCCGCUGCUCCUCUCGAGCGGCUCCGAGGCGCGGCGUGUGGCGGUGCGGCUCUACUCGCACCUCGACGCAUGGCUCCGCGAGAACGCCGAGCUGCAGCCGGAGAAGUCGACGCGCGAGCGUGAGCUCAGGGCUUUCCGGGAGCUGCCCUCCCUGGUGGCAGCCGCGGCCAAGAAAGCGACGCCCGCAGCGGCGCGGCGGCAGGCGGGAGGAGCUGGAGGCGCAGGCCCUCUGCUGAGCGCAGUCAGUCUUGACGACCUGACAUUUGCCUAAUGCGUUGGAUGUAGAGGAGCGGUCGCGCGGCGCGCAAGCCGCAAGCGAGCCGAGCGGCGAAAUAUUAUUAAUUCCAAAUAUAAC
Molecule: messenger RNA, 1999 nt
Organism: Emiliania huxleyi CCMP1516
Lineage: Eukaryota; Haptophyta; Isochrysidales; Noelaerhabdaceae
Exons: 7
Coding region: 23-1915 (630 amino acids)
Molecular function (GO): arylsulfatase activity
Source: RefSeq, a predicted model, not a curated record